CAUGAUCCCCACUCCGGUUCCCAGGUGCCUACACCGCCGCCGCUCUCACCUCCCCACGGCCGCCGCGCAUCCCCCUCCUCGCCCCCAGCUCACCACAGGCAGGUCCGCAGCGACCUUGCAAGCCGCACGAGUCGAGACCGAACCCCCUCGCGAACCCCUCAACCAUCGCUGCCGCCGGUCACCAUGGGCAAGUUCCGCAAGCUCGGCCGGCACGCCGCCCACCGCGUGUCCAUGCUCAGGACGAUGGUGUCGCAGCUGGUGAAGCACGAGCGCAUCGAGACCACCGUCGCUAAGGCCAAGGAGGUGCGGCGAAAGGCAGAUCAGAUGGUGCAGCUCGGAAAGGAGGGUACACUGGAUGCUGCCAGACGUGCUUCUGCUUUUGUUCGGGGUGAUGAUGUUGUUCAUAAGCUAUUCACAGAGCUUGCCUUCCGCUACAAAGAUCGAGCCGGUGGGUACACCAGACUAUUGCGUACCAGGAUACGUAUUGGUGAUGCUGCACCAAUGGCAUACAUUGAGUUUGUCGAUAGGGAGAACGAACUUCGGGAGUCUAAACCUGCGACACCACAGCCACCUCAACGAGUCCCUCUUGAUCCAUGGGCAAAGUCUCGUGCUAGCCAACAGUGGGCAGGACCUAAAGUCAGCAAGAGCUCCAAGACAGAAGGCUUGUGAGAACAAUAUCCAUGUUGUGUUUACUUCCUUGAAAGCACACCCACUUUCUGUAGAAGGCUCCAAUGCUUUGCCUGCCGUUACUGCCAAUAAUUCAAACUUAUAAUGGUAUCUUGUAACCUCAUGAGACGUGCGCAUGCAAUUCAUUGGUUGAAGAUUGCGAGGCUGUCCAUGCAGAUGUUUUGGCCCGAGACGUAUUUCUUUUCCUUAUUUCUGAUGUAUUACUAUUAAAGAAUCCCUUGGCAAAUUCAUGGUCGCUGUCAUGUGUACACCAGUUCCAUGUUUUCA
Phragmites australis (common reed) is the source of this 954-nucleotide messenger RNA. RefSeq lists its product as uncharacterized. Gene Ontology annotation, biological process: translation. Gene Ontology annotation, molecular function: structural constituent of ribosome. The transcript has 6 exons. NCBI's taxonomy places the organism in Eukaryota, Viridiplantae, Streptophyta, Magnoliopsida, Poales, Poaceae. The coding region runs from base 184 to 669 and encodes 161 amino acids. The record is from RefSeq and is a predicted model, not a curated record. Gene Ontology annotation, cellular component: ribosome; large ribosomal subunit.